Dentiscutata erythropus is the source of this 465-nucleotide messenger RNA. Lineage: Eukaryota; Fungi; Glomeromycota; Glomeromycetes; Diversisporales; Gigasporaceae. The record is from the annotation of a GenBank genome assembly.
AUGCCCUGUAACUCUGAAAAGAUUGAUGGUAUAGCAGGGUAUAUGGUUAAUCGGGUCACCUGUAGUGCUGACAAAAUUUCAAAACUCACUAACCCUCAAAUUGAAUACAUCAUAGAACAGGUCAAAUCGAAGACAAUUACAAGUCAUGUGAACGAAAUCUCCGAGACCAUGGCUAAUACAUCAGCUAAUGGCUCCAACUCAGAUGACCCAAAGGGAAACAAUUCUAGCGACACCGCAGACGUUUCAGAUGAGGACAAGGUAACCGAUAGCGAUGGCGAUUUUGAUAAAAUAAUCAUGAAAGCUUUCGAGGAGGAAGAGGUCAGGAUAAAGAAAGGAAGGCAGAACAAAACGUCAUCAGUUGUGGAAACGGAUGCUAAGGUAAAUGACUAUGAUGAUAAUGAUGUGCAUUUUGAUGAGGUGAAUGAUAUAGUCUCUUUAGGUGUGGACGGUGGCAAUUUCAAUUAA